This is a messenger RNA of Letharia lupina, 1419 nucleotides long. RefSeq lists its product as uncharacterized. Lineage: Eukaryota; Fungi; Ascomycota; Lecanoromycetes; Lecanorales; Parmeliaceae. The coding region runs from base 1 to 1419 and encodes 472 amino acids. The record is from RefSeq and is a predicted model, not a curated record. The transcript is spliced from 3 exons.
AUGUCUCAGCAGUUGCUACUCGAUAUUUCGAGUGCCACAGCGAGAUCCAAAGGUCAGGCUCGACGUCGAAACCAGCCUACUGAGUCUGAAGAGGCCCGUAAAGCCCAGCGUAACCUCGCACGUCGUGAGCGGGCGAGAUGCAAGAAGACUGCGAGAACAGAGCAGCUUCUUCUAUCCUCAGCGCAACCCUCCCUCUACGCAGAUCGACCUCAGUACGGCGGCCCGGUAUCGAUCAACGACAAAGUGCCCCACAACUUGCCGGAAAUACAUUUGCAACCGCACCGCCCGGCAUUCACAGUUUUGCCAGCUCACGCAAACGAGUUCAACCUGCGAGCUCUAGCACAGUCUAGCCGAUACAUUGCUGCUCAGUCGAAGGCCCAAGAAGCAAAAGACGUUGUGCGAGACAAUUUACAACAAGUUGGGGGCGUCAGCGUUAUACAGGCACGUGAUGGAUCGCAAACUCGGAUCACUCCCGAGGAGCAGGACCGGGACGUCGCCGAAAUCCUCGUUGAAGUCGCUAGGGAGCAGCAUCCGGCAUCAACCGUGAUGGACACUGAGACUAACUCGGUCAACACUGGCGGUGAGCCGGAGGCGGAUGCUAGUAUUGAAUACUCACGAAAGUGUCCAGUCACAACUUGCGAAUUUCACCGUAAAGGUUUUCCGCGGAAAGCGGAAAGGGACAAGCACACAAUGACACAUUUUGAUGGCCCUUUCAAGUGUGGCAGCGAACUAUGCGGCAGGUCUUAUAUUUUCGAGAUUUUUGACAACGUCGAGGACCUCAGACAUCAUGUACGCGGCUCAACUCACCUUUCCUCUUUUCGUGAGCUCGAACGCUUCAAGUGCUAUGUGUGUACUCGCGUCUUCGACCGGUCGGGCUAUCAGGAACACCUGGAUGACUGCAUGGUUCAUAUGGUAGAACUCGAGGCUGCAGGAAUGGCUCGACCGUGUCCAGUGUCCGACUGCGAUCAUCAUCUCAUGGACUUUCCUUCGAAAUACCUCAGAGGCACCACCCUCUGCGGCAGCCCCGAUUCGCCAUUCGGUGUCCUGGGCGUCUACCACUCGAAGAGCUUGGCGGAGCGCGUCGGCGAGGAUUGGGCGGGUCGACAACUCGACAACUUCCUGGACGACUGCAAUCCUGCCCUCGAGACCGAAGAGGAGAGACAAGAGGCGCGGAGUCACUGGUGCGCAGGUGUGGAUCCACGUGAUGAUGGGGUUUGGCAGUACAGCAUCUGUGGUGAGCAGUGUGAUGAGUUGGUGGUGGAGGUGAGUGAGCGGAGGGUGGUGGGGCGUGUUGAGGGAUGUGAGGAUGGAGAGGAGGAUGAGGACGACGAUGACGAUGACGAUGAAGAGGGAGGGGAAGAGGAAGAGGAAGGACAGGAAAGUGAGGAAGAGAAAGAAGGAGGAGAUGGAGGAGGAUGA